UUGGAGUUUUAGUAGGUAGAGGUAGCUAUACUAGCUACUAGGUGCUCGUACCUAGUCGAACACUCGAACGUUUUAAUUCUAACUAUAUAAUCAAUUUCAAUGUAUGUAUAUAGAAUUGUAUUCUUAUCUAAGCAUGAAAUUGGGCAUUGCCACUACUGUCAUAAAAGUAAUUCAUCAGCGCUCCGUUGAAAUUCUAUACGAGACGAGUGAUGUAAAAUAUGACUAAUACAAAUCUCAAUUAUAAAGUGGUUAGUUAACUUGAAGGAUUAUGAGGCUUACUUACGAUGAAUAUCCAGACGGUAUCCUACAAAAAACAAGAAAAGGCAUAUCAUCUGCAUGGCCUCCGACUUCUUCUACCCAAAUACAGGCGGGGUAGAAGAGCAUAUCUACAAUUUGUCACAAUGUUUGAUCAAACAUGGUCACAAAGUCAUUGUAAUUACUCACAGCUACGGUGACCGUAUCGGCGUUAGAUAUUUAACUGCGGGUCUCAAAGUUUAUUACUUACCUAUACGUGUAUUUUACUCACAAUGUGCUCUUCCAACUAUGAUUUGUAACAUAGCUGUAGUACGAUACAUUCUUAUAAGGGAAUGCAUUGAAAUAGUACAUGGUCACUCUGCUUUUAGUGUUUUAGCACAUGAGGUAUCUAUUAUCGGUAAACUAAUGGGUCUUAAAACUGUAUUUACUGAUCAUAGCCUAUUUGGCUUUGCUGAUAUGUCUGCAGUAUUGACAAAUAAAUAUUUGCAAAUGUGUUUAUGUGAAUGCGAUCACUGCAUCUGUGUCUCUCACACUGGGAAAGAAAAUACAGUCUUAAGGGCGAAAGUUAGAGCUCAUAAAGUCUCCGUUAUACCUAAUGCAGUUGAUGCCUAUACCUUUACACCAGACCCAAGCCAAAGAGACCCAAAUGUCAUAACCAUUGUUAUAAUUUCAAGAUUAGUUUAUAGAAAAGGUGUGGAUCUAAUGGCUGCUGUCAUUGCUGCAUUGUGUCCAAAAUAUCCUAAUAUCAGGUUUAUAGUUGGAGGUGAUGGUCCAAAAAUGUGGUUACUACAAGAAGUCAGAGAGCAAAAAGGUUUUCAACAUUGUGUUACAUUGCUAGGUAGUCUUAAGCAUUCGGAAGUUAGGGAUGUUUUAGUCAAAGGUGACAUUUUUUUAAACACUUCUUUAACUGAGGCUUAUUGUAUGGCAAUUGUGGAAGCAGCGUCAUGUGGAUUAAAAGUUGUGUCGACAAAAGUAGGGGGUAUACCUGAGGUCUUACCUCAGAACAUGAUAUACUUAACAGAACCUGAUGUAACAAGCAUUGUAGAAGGAAUAGAAAUGGCUAUGAAAGAUUUAAAGGAUGGCAAAAUUUUAUGUCCCUAUGAAUGUAAUAAAAUGGUUAGGAAGAUGUAUAGUUGGAUGGAUAUCACUAGAAGAACUGAAAUAGUUUAUAAUAGAAUAUUAUUAAAUAAAAAUAAGCCUUUAGGUCAACAAUUAAAAACUUAUCUCAGUUGUGGAGUGUGGCCAUUCCUGUUAGUUAUAAGUUUAAUGUAUUUAUUAUUACAAUUAGUAGAAAAGGUCUAUAAAAGAAAACACAUUGACAUAGCGAGAGAUUUAAAAUUUUAAAAACUGUUUUAUUUGAAUUGUUAUAUGAAUAAUAAAAUAUCAUUUUAUUCAGUUUUCCAUAAGCAAUAAAAUUUGCUCUUAUAUAACUGCUAGAAACUCUAUAGAAACUUUAAAUUAAAAGACUAAAAAUUAUAUACAUAUACCUCGUUAAUUGUUAUCAAAAUUUUAAUGAAAGAGCUUUGUAUUUUGACACAGUGUUAGUCCUCUACUCUUAAAAGAAAGCUCUUGCCCCAAAUUUGUUACAAAUUGUUGAGUUACUGAAAUAAAUUAUUUUUAUUUCUCAAAAAGACAAGUUAUUGAUAACCAAAUGAGCACAUAUAUAAUAUAAUGAACAAAGUACCAUUGUGGCAAACACAUCUAAUUUUAUUUUUAUUUAUUAUGAAGACUGAAAUAAGGUAGUAUAUAAUAAAAGUAUUUUUCGUUUGGAAUGAUAUUUAUUUUAAUACUAUGACCAAAUAAAAAAAAGAGGCUAUCCUCAAUAUUAAAGCAAUACUGGAGACCAUUUUUAAAUGAAAAAAUUAAAUAAAUAACAUUUGCAGAGGGCUUUUUAAUCCUUUAUACAUAAACUAGAACACUGCUAUCACAACAUGCUCUGUGAAUUAAUAUUAAACAUGUAUAUAAAUAUCAAUUUACAAUAAAAUGUGAUUCAAUAACACUGAGACUGACAUU
This is a messenger RNA of Nymphalis io (European peacock), 2268 nucleotides long. RefSeq names its product phosphatidylinositol N-acetylglucosaminyltransferase subunit A (gene PIG-A). The record is from RefSeq and is a predicted model, not a curated record. The transcript has 2 exons. Gene Ontology annotation, biological process: GPI anchor biosynthetic process. The coding region runs from base 337 to 1599 and encodes 420 amino acids. Lineage: Eukaryota; Metazoa; Arthropoda; Insecta; Lepidoptera; Nymphalidae. Gene Ontology annotation, cellular component: glycosylphosphatidylinositol-N-acetylglucosaminyltransferase (GPI-GnT) complex. Gene Ontology annotation, molecular function: phosphatidylinositol N-acetylglucosaminyltransferase activity.